Molecule: messenger RNA, 3900 nt
Organism: Malurus melanocephalus (red-backed fairy wren)
Lineage: Eukaryota; Metazoa; Chordata; Aves; Passeriformes; Maluridae
Gene: NCALD
Product: neurocalcin delta
Exons: 4
Coding region: 139-720 (193 amino acids)
Biological process (GO): calcium-mediated signaling
Cellular component (GO): cytosol
Molecular function (GO): tubulin binding; actin binding; calcium ion binding
Source: RefSeq, a predicted model, not a curated record
AGCGCUGGAUGCUGGGCUCAUCCCCGCCACCGCCACCGCCACCGCUGCUGCCGCUGCUGCCGAGUCUCAGGGGCUGCCAGAGCAUGGACUGUUAAAAACUUGCAUUUCUACAGCGUGAGGUAAUAUUGUAACUCCAAUAUGGGAAAGCAAAACAGCAAACUACGCCCUGAAGUCAUGCAAGAUUUGCUAGAAAGUACAGACUUUACAGAACAUGAGAUUCAGGAGUGGUACAAAGGCUUCUUGAGAGACUGUCCAAGUGGACAUUUAUCUAUGGAGGAGUUUAAAAAAAUAUAUGGAAACUUUUUCCCUUACGGGGACGCUUCUAAGUUUGCAGAACAUGUAUUCCGCACUUUCGACGCCAAUGGAGAYGGAACAAUAGAUUUCAGAGAAUUCAUCAUAGCCUUGAGUGUAACGUCGAGAGGAAAACUGGAGCAAAAGCUGAAGUGGGCAUUCAGUAUGUACGACCUCGAYGGGAACGGCUACAUCAGUAAGUCAGAGAUGCUGGAAAUCGUGCAGGCAAUCUAUAAGAUGGUUUCUUCUGUAAUGAAGAUGCCAGAAGAUGAGUCAACACCAGAGAAGAGAACUGAGAAGAUCUUCCGGCAGAUGGACACCAACCGUGAUGGAAAGCUCUCUCUGGAAGAGUUCAUCCGAGGCGCCAAGAGUGAUCCCUCCAUAGUCCGUCUCCUGCAGUGUGAUCCCAGCAGUGCCGGGCAGUUCUGAACCUGUCCUUCGGAUGAAUUAUGUAUCUGCUUUUUUUUUUUUUUUUCUUGCCAAACAACAUUCAUGGUAGUGUUGCCUCUGUAUGGCCAAUUAUGCCUUCAUUUGUGGCAUCUUAUAGCUUCUUUUGUUGUGGAUUAAUUAUAAGAAUGCUGAAUUGUUUUAACAAUUUGUCCAGAGCACGGGCAGUACUGUUUUAAACAGAUAUUGUGGUGUUAUCAUUGUUUUUAAAAUUUCAUUUUGUUUUGUUUGUUUGUUUGUUUGUUUUAAUGUAUUUGUUUCGGAAAGUAUGUGUUGAAGAGGAGUAAACCAACAACAAACCCCUUGGCAGCAAACACACACUGACAGAUUUUAGAUUGCUGCUUUAGUUGUUAUGUGUUCACCUGCAGGACCUGAAAGUGUAGUAAGGCUGAACCAAAGGGGUUGUGAUGAGUGGGGUAGGAUUCACCUGGAACCUCCUCUCCUGUCCAGGRGGCACCAGUUGAGGUCAAAGACAGGACUGGGAAGAAGUGUGAAAGUGCAAAACAUGUGUGGGGUGUGUCAUCCACUCCUUGCCUCAUUGUUUCAAUGCUGUGAACACUUUCCAGGUUGUGAAGGAGAAGGGACAAAAUGAAGGUUAGCAUUUUUUCACUCGGUUUACAGUGGUUGAAGUCACAUGGCUUUAUCUGAAAAUUCAGCAAUUUGCAAUCCUGAUCUCCAAAUCCACAACUGACAAUACCUCUUGCCAUUUGGGAUCAGCAAAGGCAGACACAGAUAUGAAAAGCUGGGUCAUGACAAUGAAUUUAAGGGAGAUACAUGUUGAAUGUGAAAUUUUUCAGGUUAGUAAUAAAGCAGUUGCUACAAAGGAGAGUGGGCAUUCCUCACGGACACCUGCAAGCAGCUCCAGCUGAGGCACAUCUGCUGUUCUGAAUGCUCUUGCAUGGCAGGAAGUUUUGGGGGUGUUUUUGUCUCUCUCUGUGUAGCUAACAGAGUUUCUGGCCUGCUCUUAGGAGAAGGCUGUCGUCAAAACUUGUUUUAAACAUAAAAUUGUAGCAUUUAUAUUUCAUUUAUUUUAGUAAAGUUCAAAAAGUCUGUACUGAAAUGAGGAAAUGGUACGCUUUAUGAUAUAUUUAUAUAUAUAAAAAUUAAAACAAAAAAAGAUCAGCUCUUGAGAGAAAUGUUGAAUGUUUAUCUUUUCGCCUAGAUGCAGGAGUUCUGAAAUUUGCUGCUGCAAAAUUUUAUCCUUUGAUCAAAGUUGCUGUAUGCAAAGCUAGUACACACAUGUGGGAUUUCUUAGGGACUUUACAAGUGCUGUUGCAACAGAAAAGCUGGAAAAGCUUUAGGGACAGGAGGCAUUAUGCUGACUAAAUUGGCAUUAAUGAGUCAUUAGCUGCAGUCUGCUUUGUGAUCCUGUUGGAGAGGAACCCAUGCAAGCAUCGCAUGGUGUUGGGAAUUCAUGAGCUCGUUAGAGUAACCUUUGUCUGACAGGCAAAGUUGGCAUUUUGUCAAGUGACCUUGUAGAUGUUAAUCCCCAGUAGCCUUAAUUUAAAAUAACCCAAGUAAAAUAAGUCUGCUUUGCAGAUGAUGAUUAGCUARGUACUAAUUAGAAGUCAUGAAUAAGUAGUUGAGUAUAAAUAAUUUUCUGUGGAACACUAGCUAGCUUGUACAAUAACUGACAGAAACAAUCCUAUACCUAUUUUUUCAAUACCAUUUGCUUUGCUAGGUGUGGAAUGCAAAGCAUGUUAAGAGAAAAUAAAARUAAAUUGAAAAUACCAUUGUUAAAUCAGUUGUACUAAAAUUAUUAUGAGUGGCUAAUGGCACUCAAUAAAUGUCUUCAAGCACACACAUUUGUCUCAAUCCCAAAAAUCUAAUUGAUUAUAUAUUUCCAUUACAUUCAUCAAAAUACUGAGCCAAGAAAUACUGAGUGUGGGAAAAAAAGAAAGUGAAGGAGUCCCAACCACAGACACAAACAGGUUUCAAUACCCAGCGCUCUCAGGUGUUAUGAGCAGCACUGGCAAGUUUUACACCAAUUCUUUUGGCUGAUGAAAAUGUUCCCUAUCUCCUUCUCCCAAGUCUCCAUUAGACACCAUGUGCACAGAUCCAGUUAUUCAAAGGAGAGUCUAUGCCUACCUUCUUCAAGGUAAUUGUCUGCUUUACCUGGAGAGGUUCUGGCCCUCUCCCUCUCAUCCCCUCAUGGAUUUUGAAAGUCAUGYUCUGUCUUGAGUGCUUUAGGGUUGCUUUUCAUCAGGAGAAGCCUGGCCAGACCACUGGGGAUUGCUGCAGGAAGGUCAGUGGGCAUCACCCCCCAUCACUGACCAACACCCCCUCUGCCAGAUGGGAGUGACCCGUGUCACCACCCAGCUGUUCCAGGGGUGCUCCAUCACCACCCCUGUGYAGGCAGGACGAGGUGACACCAGAGGAUCCCUGCUGAACUUCCAAACUCCCGGCUCAGGGCAGGCACCCGUGUCCAAAGCACCCAGACCUGUGGCAUUGACUGAAGGUGAACUCAGACACCUUCAACAGUUCCRUCUUCUUAAUGCUGUGAAAGCAGUUGCAUGUGACCAAAGCUUUUAAAACAUUGCCUUUUAUUUUCAUAUCACCUCUUUUUCAUUUUACAAGAUACUUCUGGCUCAGAACCUGAUCUCUUUGUUUUUGCUGAGUAGCUCUGGGGCGUUGGGGCCAGGCUUGUCUCCCGUGUUACUCCCACACAACACACAUUUGAAAUCACAGCCUGUGUUUUGACCCCAGGGCAGCAGAGAUGUAAUGCUUCCCACAGUUCACAAAAUUUGGAAUAAUAAGAAUUAGCUUACAGCUGCAGAGGACAUAGCUGCAGAUAAGGGUAUUGUAUAAACAUUUACAGAGUGAACUAAGGUUAUUCUUUUACCUGACUGCCACUGAUGAUUGGUAUUAUUUUAAAUUAUUAACUAUUCCUUUCUUUCUCUGCCUCUGCAUGUACUUAAAGAGUGAUUCAUAGCUGGAGUUGUGACAGGAACAUCUGCAGACCUCCGAGCAGCAGGACAGCAGUGGGGUGCUGUGCCUCAGAUUGAAAUUUUCCGCUUUGCUGUCAUUUGCAUUUGCAAUUGUAGCUGCCUUCACAAAGCUUUUGGAGGCAAAGUGGUGCAUCCUGUAUAAAACAGCACAGCAAGUCAGACGCUUUUGAGUGAUUUGUUAGCAGUAUCUCUGUGCAGGAAGGAUGGUAGAUGG